GAUAUUAGGAGUAAGCUCCAGAGAAUGGAGAACCUACAGGGACAAGGUCUUAGAGAUCUCUUAAGAGAGGCAGAGAGGAUUUUUAACAAAAGAGAAACUCCAGAGGAAAAAGAGGAAAGACAGAAGAGAGAGGCAGAAGAUAGAGAGGCAGUGAGAGACCGAAAGCGGAAUAAGGAAUUAAGUAGAAUCCUGGCCACAGUAGUGAGAAAGGAAGAUAAAGACAGAGUAGAGAGGAAGGGAGACCAACGGCUUGUCCAACUAGAAAGAGACCAGUGUGCCUACUGCAAAGAAAAAGGACACUGGGCAAAGGACUGCACCAAAAGAAAGGGAAAACAGAGAGGGGAAAGAGCCAAGAUCCUCCAACUCGAUUAGGGAAGUCGGGGCCAGGAACCCCCACCUGAGCCCAGGGUAACUCUUCAUGUGGGGGGAAGGCCAGUCACCUUCAUGGUAGAUACUGGGGUGCAACAUUCCGUCCUUACCCAGACGACUGGCCCACUCAGCAAAAGAACUAUAUGGGUGGAAGGGGCAACUGGAGCCAAACGCUAUCACUGGACUACAAACAGGAAGGUUCAGCUUGCUUCAGGAACAGUCACUCACACUUUCCUGCACGUACCAGACUGCCCCUACCCCCUGCUAGGACGGGACCUACUAACCAAGCUUGGAGCACACAUCUAUUUUGAAAAUAAGGGAGCCAAGAUUACUGAUUCUAAAGGAGCACCUAUACAAGUGCUCACCCUUAAAUUAGAAGAUGAAUAUAGACUGCAUCAUGAUCCCCACUCUGUCCAAACAGGCAUAGACCGGUGGCUGGCCAAAUACCCUGACGCUUGGGCAGAGACAGGAGGAAUGGGAUUAGCUAUACAUCGGCCACCCCUAAUUAUCGAAUUAAAGGCCACCGCGACACCAGUGGCUGUUAAACAAUAUCCUAUGACGGCCGAAGCCCGCCAAGGAAUUAGGCCACAUAUUAAGAGACUGCUAGAGCAAGGAAUAUUAAUCCCCUGUCGGUCAGCCUGGAACACCCCUCUGCUGCCUGUUAAGAAACCAGGAAGCGGGGAUUACAGACCAGUACAAGAUUUAAGGGAAAUCAACAAGCGGGUAGAAGAUAUCCACCCCACGGUCCCGAAUCCUUAUAACUUGCUGAGCACCUUGUCUCCUAGCCAUACUUGGUACACUGUACUGGAUUUAAAAGAUGCCUUCUUCUGUCUAAAGCUGCACCAUCAGAGUCAGCCCUUGUUUGCCUUUGAAUGGAAGGACUCCAACCUGGGGAUUUCCAGACAGCUUACUUGGACACGGCUGCCUCAGGGGUUUAAGAACAGCCCCACCCUUUUUGAUGAGGCCCUACACCAAGAUCUGACUGCUUUCAGGACCCUCCACCCCCACCUGAUCUUGUUACAGUAUGUAGAUGACAUCUUGCUGGCGGCAGAGACACAGGAGAAGUGCCUGGCAGGUACGGAGGCUCUUUUACAAGAAUUGGGACAGAUGGGAUACAGAGCCUCAGCGAAGAAGGCCCAGCUCUGCCAGAAAGAGGUAACCUACUUGGGAUACCGGCUGAGCGGAGGACAGAGAUGGUUGACAUCAGCUCGCCAGGAAACCAUCUUGGGUAUCCCAGCACCUCGUGAUCACAGACAGGUGAGAGAAUUUCUGGGGACUGCCGGGUUUUGCCGCCUAUGGAUUCCAGGGUUCGCAGAAGUGGCGGCCCCCCUGUAUCUCCUGACCAAGACAGACGGACCCUUCGUUUGGGAGGACCACCACCAACAAGCCUUCGACCACAUAAAGAGGGCUUUGUUGGAGGCUCCGGCUCUUGGCCUGCCUGAUCUGACAAAGCCAUUUGAACUGUACAUGGAUGAAAAGCUGGGGUACGCGAAAGGGGUCCUGACCCAAAAAUUAGGGCCAUGGAGACGCCCUGUAGCCUACUUGUCAAAGAAACUAGACCCAGUGGCAGCCGGCUGGCCCCCUUGUCUGAGAAUGGUGGCAGCCCUGGCAGUCCUGGUCAAAGAUGCCUUUAAAUUAACUUUGGGUCAGCCUCUUUGUGUUCGAGCCCCCCACGCCCUAGAGUCUCUCAUCAGACAGCCCCCGGAUCGGUGGCUCUCAAACGCCCGGAUGACUCAUUACCAGGCUCUGCUCUUGGACUCUGACCGCAUCCAGUUCAGACCCCCCGUCGCUCUCAAUCCUGCAACCCUGCUACCUAGCACAGAAGAAUCCGACUCGCAGGGCAACCAUGACUGCCAUCAGGUCCUGGCGGAGGUUUUCGGCACCAGACCAGACCUGAGCGACAAACCACUGGAGAAGGCAGAUCACACUUGGUAUACAGACGGGAGCAGCUUCCUUGAAGGGGGACAACGCCGGGCUGGAGCCGCAGUCACCUCAGACAGCAAGGUAAUAUGGGCCGAGCCCUUACCAGAAGGAACGUCCGCACAGAAGGCCGAACUGAUAGCCUUGACACAGGCCCGGCGGCUGGCAGAAGGUAAGAAGCUGAAUGUGUACACUGACAGCCGGUACGCCUUCGCCACUGCACACAUCCACGGAGAAAUUUACAAAAGAAGGGGGCUUCUCACAUCAGGAGGGAAGGAAAUAAAGAACAAAGCAGAAAUCUUGGCACUAUUAGAGGCUUUGUUUUUACCAAAAGAACUCAGCAUAAUGCACUGUCCAGGUCACCAGAAAGGAAAUCACCCUGAGGCGAGGGGAAACCGCCUAGCCGACCAGACGGCCAAGGACAUUGCCUCCAAGAGUCAGUUGCACCACCAGAGUCAGCCCCUGUUUGCCUUCGAAUGGAAGGACUCCGACCUGGGAAUUUCCGGACAGCUUACUUGGACACGGCUGCCUCAGGGGUUUAAGAACAGCCCCACCCUCUUUGAUGAGGCCCUGCACCAAGAUCUAACUGCUUUCAGGACCCUCCACCCCCACCUGAUUCUGUUACAAUAUGUAGAUGACAUCUUGCUGGCAGCCGAGACUCAGGAGAAAUGCUUAGCAGGUACGGAGGCUCUUUUGCAAGAAUUGGGACGGAUGGGAUACAGAGCCUCAGCAAAAAAGGCUCAGCUCUGCCGGAGAGAGGUGACAUACCUGGGAUACCGGCUAAGCGGAGGACAGAGAUGGCUGACACCAGCUCACCAGGAGACCAUCUUGGGCAUCCCAGCACCUCGUGAUCACAGACAGGUGAGAGAGUUUCUGGGGACUGCUGGGUUCUGCCGCCUUUGGAUUCCAGGAUUCGCAGAAAUGGCGGCCCCCCUGUAUCUCCUGACCAAGACAGACGAACCCUUCAUCUGGGAGGACCACCACCAACAAGCCUUCGACCACAUAAAGAGGGCUUUGUUGGAGGCUCCGGCUCUUGGCCUGCCUGAUCUGACAAAGCCAUUUGAACUGUACAUUGAUGAAAAGCUGGGGUACGCGAAAGGGGUCCUGACCCAAAAAUUAGGGCCAUGGAGACGCCCUGUAGCCUACUUGUCAAAGAAACUAGACCCAGUGGCAGCCGGCUGGCCCCCUUGUCUGAGAAUGGUGGCAGCCCUGGCAGUCCUGGUCAAAGAUGCCUUUAAAUUAACUUUGGGUCAGCCUCUUUGUGUUCGAGCCCCCCACGCCCUAGAGUCUCUCAUCAGACAGCCCCCGGAUCGGUGGCUCUCAAACGCCCGGAUGACUCAUUACCAGGCUCUGCUCUUGGACUCUGACCGCAUCCAGUUUGGAUCCCCCGUCGCUCUCAAUCCUGCGACCCUGCUACCCAGCACAGAAGAACCCGACUCGCAGGGCGACCAUGACUGUCAUCGGGUCCUGGCUGAGGUUUUCGGCACCCGACCAGACCUGAGCGAUAAGCCACUGGAGAAGGCAGAUCACACUUGGUAUACAGACGGGAGCAGCUUCCUUGAAGGGGGACAACGCCGGGCUGGAGCCGCAGUCACCUCAGACAGCAAGGUAAUAUGGGCCGAGCCCUUACCAGAAGGAACGUCCGCACAGAAGGCCGAACUGAUAGCUCUGACACAGGCCCUGCGGCUGGCAGAAGGUAAGAAGCUGAAUGUGUACACUGACAGCCGGUACGCCUUCGCCACUGCACACAUCCACGGAGAAAUUUACAAAAGAAGGGGGCUCCUCACAUCAGGAGGGAAGGAAAUAAAGAACAAAGCAGAAAUCUUGGCACUAUUAGAGGCUUUGUUUUUACCAAAAGAACUCAGCAUAAUGCACUGUCCAGGUCACCAGAAAGGAAAUCACCCUGAGGCGAGGGGAAACCGCCUAGCCGACCAGACGGCCAAGGACAUUGCCUCCAAGACCUGGGGACGCUGUCUGGGUCCGGAGGCAUCAGACUCGGAGCCUAGAACCACGCUGGAAAGGACCAUACACCGUCCUCCUCACCACACCUACAGCUCUUAA
This is a messenger RNA of Nannospalax galili (Upper Galilee mountains blind mole rat), 4350 nucleotides long. RefSeq lists its product as uncharacterized. Gene Ontology annotation, molecular function: RNA-DNA hybrid ribonuclease activity; nucleic acid binding; aspartic-type endopeptidase activity. The coding region runs from base 445 to 4350 and encodes 1301 amino acids. The record is from RefSeq and is a predicted model, not a curated record. Gene Ontology annotation, biological process: proteolysis. The transcript has 3 exons. Lineage: Eukaryota; Metazoa; Chordata; Mammalia; Rodentia; Spalacidae.